Molecule: messenger RNA, 438 nt
Organism: Aspergillus versicolor CBS 583.65
Lineage: Eukaryota; Fungi; Ascomycota; Eurotiomycetes; Eurotiales; Aspergillaceae
Gene: S10a
Product: 40S ribosomal protein uS10
Exons: 2
Coding region: 21-332 (103 amino acids)
Biological process (GO): translation
Cellular component (GO): cytosolic small ribosomal subunit; ribosome
Molecular function (GO): structural constituent of ribosome; RNA binding
Source: RefSeq, a predicted model, not a curated record
CAAGUUCAAUCCCGGUCAACAUGUCUUACAAGCAAGAGAAGGAGUUCGGCGAGGGCCCUAAGGUCCACAAGAUCCGUAUCACCCUCACCUCCCGCAAGGUCGCCUCCCUUGAGUCCGUCUGCGCUGCUCUGAUCGAGCGUGCUCGCUCCAAGUCCCUCCAGGUCAAGGGUCCCGUCCGUCUUCCCACCAAGACUCUGCACAUCUCCACCCGUAAGACCCCCAACGGUGAGGGUUCCAAGACCUGGGACAAGUACGAGAUGCGCAUCCACAAGCGUCUCAUCGAGUAUGUACCCCAAUAUCUACAUUGCCCUGGGCAGCAUGCCUUGGAGUGAUUAUUGAACAGAAUGCUAAUGGUUCUAUAGCCUCCUCGCCCCCACCGAGACCGUUAAGCAGAUCAUCAUCAACAUCGAGGCUGGUGUUGAGGUUGAGGUUACCAUU